UCACUGAUGGUAACAUGCAUUAAAUUUUGGUAAUAAUAAAUGUCGAAAGAAGACUGUCGAUAAUUCUAAAAAUAAAUAGAACGAAGUUAAAAGAAAAUAUUUGAUGGAGCAAAAUUGAAUUUUUUAACAAAAAUCAUGUAAAUUGAUAAAUAUUGGUUAUGAGUGGCAGAUCAAGACGUUGAAGUGACAUUAAACGGUUGAAUAGUGGAACAAUAAUAAAGUUUUUUUUUUGUGGUUCAACAAUAUAGUUUUGUAACAUCCACUUCAUAUGUUCGUAUGGACAGAGAUUUUAACUCCUUUGUGUUAUUUUUUUUCUUUCGAAUUUUAAUUCGUGCAAUAUCUUCAUAGUCAAAUGGCUAGAUCAUGUUUUUGACGACGAAUUGAUAAUUACGAGAAUUGUGUUAUAGAUGAAUCGUAGCAUCAGAUAUCCAACCGAGUCAGACGAGUGUAACAUCUGAAAAUUCUACAUCAAAAUCUACCGCAAAAUCUAUAUGUUCAAUAAAAAUCCAAAAAAUUCAAUAAACGCAUCGUCAAAACGUUGUGAAUUGCUGUUGGUCCAGGGACAAAAAUAUUGUUGCGACAAUAUUGAAAUAGAAACCUCUUUCGUCCGUCAAACUAUUCAAAUCGUCAACAAUGGGCAAUUGUUUGAAACGAUCAACAGCAGAUGAUAUAUCAUUGUUACGGGGAAAUGAAUCCAGUCGUGAUUCAUCCGAUCAAAUUGGUCCGGCACCAUUUGCGGAAAUCAUGCCGCCAGUCUUUUAUCCGUCACCAUCAGUCAGUCGCCCAGUGACUCAUCUAACCGAGGAGGAACAAGUGAAAAUAGCUAAACGUAUCGGUCUCAUACAACACCUUCCAAUUGGAUUGUACGAUGGCUGUAAAAAGUCUCGCGAAUGCGUUAUUUGUAUGAUGGAAUUCAAUGUGGGCGACUCCGUUCGAUGUCUGCCGUGCAUGCACACGUAUCAUCUCAGUUGCAUUGACGAUUGGCUAAUGCGGAGUUUGACAUGUCCAUCGUGCUUGGAACCAGUGGAUGCAGCUCUAUUGACGUCGUAUGAAACGUAAUUUUGUUUUCUUUUUCUUUCUUCAAAUUUAAUUUUUUUAUAAUAACGCUGGGGUAUGGAAAAGGUUUAUGUGAAAAAAGAGUAAUUUAAUUUCUUAUUAUUUCCUUGUCUUUACUAAAAACGAGUUAGAUACAAGCCAAAAUAAUAUUUCAUUUUUGAAACAAAAAUUACACGAUAAACUCAUAUCAACCAUUAUGCCCGCCAGGCUUCAUGAUAACCAUUUUUAGUUUUGUCGAAGGUUAUAUUCGGGCGAAACCAUUACUUUUUCGUUAUGGCGCCUGCAGUCUUUUACUUAAGUCACGAUGUAGACAUGCUACACAUAAAUAAAUAUUAAAAUUUUCCUAUUUUUAUAAUUUUACACUAAGUUUUAGUAGAACCUCAAACGGUUUAGGUGGCAUAAUGUCUUAUCACAGCAACUAAAUGAUUGCCGAGUGCUCAUAAACAGUUGUUACAGUUGAUUCUUUUGGAUCAAUUUUUGAAAAAUUUACUCAAAUUGCCAAGGUAGCUGAUUCCUCUCGCAAUAUAUUGAGUAUGAGUCAGAGAAGAUGUAAAGAAAUAAUUAUCGAUUCUCUUUUGCUCUAAACACAUCGACCCAACGUCUAGUACUUCCAUAGUUUCAACGUAAAGGUUAUUCAUUAGAGCUCAUGGCUCUCUAUAACACCACCGUCUCGAAAAGGUUGUAGACAUAGUACCCUUCAAUGCAGUAACAAAACAUACGGGAAAUUGCACUUGCGUGUUUCUAACAGAUAGAUAGGUCAAAAGUCAUCUCAAUAAUUUAAAUUCUAUGGAAAAUGUAGACGAUCCAAUUGCUUUGUGUCUACAAAUGGAUAAUAAUUUUAGUGAAAAUGGUUUCAUAACGCACAGCUCUUCAAAGUUCAGAAGUAAAUGGACGCAUAUUUUGACUAAGAAAGUUUAUUCCGUAGAUGUUCCCCUACAUUUAGUGCAACCGCUGUUCGGACACAUAUUCGAAUAGCCAGUUUCAAUAGUAUUAACUAUUGGAACGUGCGUCCGAAUAGUUUCUUUCACUAGUAUUGACUAUUUGCGCCAAUAGCACCAAAAAAUGAACGCCCAAAAUAUGGUGGAAUAAUACAUACUACCCUCAAUUUCCGGAAGAUUAAAUAAUCAUUCGUGGCAAUCAACGUCACGAAAUAGGCCAGAAACUAACAUUUUUUUAAUUAAAAAAAUAUUUUGCGCUUUUUACAAGCAGCAAUAGAGUGUGAUCUCAAUUCUCAGCUCAAAUCCAGGCUCAAACAUCGAAUCACGUUAGCAAAACUUUUUUAUCAAUAAAAUGAUCAGCAAAUUAAGUGAUAGGUUGGCUGAAUCAUGUUUUAACAAUUCUUUUGAAAGUUUGUCUACAUCUUUAGAGUGAGUUGAGCCACUAGUCAGUAUUUUAGACGUAAAACGUAAACGUCUUUUCAAGCCUCUGUAUAGUUAGUCAAACAACCGAGUGAGAGAUGAAUAUAAAUGGAUAAAUUGGCCAACUAACCAACCAUACCGACUUUUGUUUAUAUAAUGGCAAUAUUUAAAGGUCUUGCCAUUUUGGAAUAUUCAUUAAUCAAUUUUUCUAACAAAUGAUCGAAAAACCUCGUCUAUCAGCUUAGAAGACUUCUGCAACUCAUCAUUAGGAACAUUCAAUUGAGUUGAAUCAAUUCACAAUCUACUGGUUUUUCAGUUUCAAAGCACAACUCUUGUUGUGCUUAUAAUUUAAGUUGUGCAUUAGGUACUUUUUGAACUAACUCGUGAAAUUCUAAGAUUAAUGUGCUAACCUCAUCUACCUAUUAUUAAGUCCAGACGACAACUUACUAAAUUUUCUGUUUGCUUUUUGGCUUUUCGACUUCUUUCGAGAUCUCACUAACCAAACAGAUUAAAAAAUAUUUUUCCGAUUUGAGCAGUUUCGAACAGCAGAAUCAAUGACCGACGAUGUUUAGGAAUACUUUGCGUUGAUAUGAUAUAUUAGACCCACAAACCUAAAUAUCUUUCCAUUGAAUACAUGGUCCCAUUUUAAUUUAUUGUAAAGUCAUGGAUUUUUUUUAUUAACUGAAAUGGAUUGAUGAUCAAUCCUGAGCUGAAAACUGAAACGAAAACUAUUUCAGAGAAAAAGAAACCGUUUGAGCUUAGUCUUUCUCAUUGUGAUCAAACUUAAAUAUUUAAAGAAAGGGAAAAAAAUGAAAAUUAGAUGAUCAAUUUAAAACUAUUAUUAAAUACAUAAAAAAACAUUAUUUACUAUAUGAUUAGAUAUUUACAUACCCAACCAAAACACAUGCAUACACAAUUUUUUUUUUAUUAUAUUUAAGAAUCGAUGGACAACUAACAAUAUUAUAAGAUAAAAUAAAAAAAGAAGAAAAGAAAAUUCGACUAGAUGAAAAUAUGAAAUUAUGAAUAAAGUAAAAGAAAACGUAUCUAAUCUCCUCCGUAAAAUGUCUUAAAAAAUAAAAAAAAUGAAAAUAAAAAUUAAAUUAAUAUCUGUGGUAUUAGUAUUAAAAUAAUGAAAAAAAAAAUAAUUAAAAAAAUUUGUUGUUGAUCCCACAAUAACUGACACUAAAUAACACUGUAACCACAUACUCAACGGAGAACGAAAUAAGUU
Molecule: messenger RNA, 3642 nt
Organism: Bradysia coprophila
Lineage: Eukaryota; Metazoa; Arthropoda; Insecta; Diptera; Sciaridae
Gene: Rnf11
Product: Ring finger protein 11
Biological process (GO): ubiquitin-dependent protein catabolic process
Cellular component (GO): ubiquitin ligase complex
Molecular function (GO): ubiquitin protein ligase activity
Source: RefSeq, a predicted model, not a curated record